AUGGGCAAGAAACGCGUCCUCAUCUCUUACGGCGUCGACGUGGACGCAGAUGGUUGGGGUCGUAUGGAGGACAGGACAGCACAAGCGACAUCAGUCGAGGUCCUCUUCGCCAAGUACAAGAUCAAAACUACAUGGUUCAUACCAGGCCAUAGUCUGGAAACAUUUCCUGAAGACAUGGCAGCUGUACGCGAUGCUGGCCAUGAGAUCGGUCUGCAUGGAUAUAGUCACGAGAAUCCAGUAGACAUGACCAUUGAGCAGCAACGAGAUGUGCUUGAUAAAACAUAUCGCAUGUUGACCGAGUUCGUUGGAAAGCCUCCAAGAGGUAGUGUUGCCCCAUGGUGGGAAACCAGCAAAGAGGGUGCUGAACUGCUACUCGCACGUGGGAUAAUCUAUGAUCACUCGAUGAGGACCGGCGAUGCAUGGACCAAAAUUGACUACAGCAAGAAAGCUGACGACUGGAUGAAACCCCUGAUUGAAGGUCAGGAGACUGGGUUAGUUGAGAUACCCGCAAAUUGGUAUCUUGAUGAUCUACCACCGCACAUGUUCAUCAAGGCCUCGCCCAACAGCCAUGGAUUUGUUAAUGCGCGAGACACCGAGGAUCUGUGGCGUGAUCAUUUCGACUAUUUUUACCGGGAGUACGACGAGUUCAUCUUCCAUCAAGGCGUAUAUGUUGACAUCUACUAG
Messenger RNA from Parastagonospora nodorum SN15, 684 nucleotides. RefSeq lists its product as hypothetical. The coding region runs from base 1 to 684 and encodes 227 amino acids. Gene Ontology annotation, biological process: carbohydrate metabolic process. Gene Ontology annotation, molecular function: hydrolase activity, acting on carbon-nitrogen (but not peptide) bonds. The record is from RefSeq and is a predicted model, not a curated record. Lineage: Eukaryota; Fungi; Ascomycota; Dothideomycetes; Pleosporales; Phaeosphaeriaceae. The transcript has 6 exons.